AAUAUACUACCCAAAAGAAUUCGCCAGCACCGAGGGAGCAAAUAAAAAAGCCAAAUAUUGCAGCAAAAACCGGAAUAAAAUACCGAGAAGAUCCAGCAUAAACCAAAGGCGCCUCAACCAAAAGGCAGAAUUUUUUUAGCCAAGAAAGCAGCUUUCUUGCCACUCCCAUAGUCCCAUGGCACUAUAAGGCAGAGAGAGAGAGAGAGAGAGAGAGAGAGAGAGGCCGUGUUGGCCUGGUGAGGAGGGCCGGACGCCGUAGGAGGGAGGAGGCAAGGCGGUGAAGCAAUGGCGGUCGCGGCCUGGGCCGCAUGGCUGCUCGUCCUCCUGUGCCGCGGCGCUUGGACCCCGCGGCAAAUCUUGGUCGCCGCGACCACCGACGCCAAUGAUGUUACUGCCCUCAACACGCUGUUUACCAGCAUGAAUUCGCCUGGACAGCUGCAGGGUUGGAAGGUGAAUGGUGGUGACCCGUGCAGCGAAUCGUGGCAGGGCAUCACUUGCUCUGGAUCCUCAGUAACCGCAAUUAAAUUGCCGAGCUUGGGGCUCUCUGGAAAUCUGGCCUACAACAUGAACAACAUGGAUUCACUAGUUGAGCUAGACAUGAGCCAAAAUAAUAUCGGUGGUGGCCAACAGAUCCCGUACAAUCUUCCAAAUAAGAAGCUUGAAAGACUCAAUCUGGCUGGUAACCAGUUCUCUGGAAAUGUGCCGUUCUCAAUUUCCACAAUGUCUAAACUUAAGUACCUAAACCUUAAUCAUAACCAACUAUCAGGAGAUAUCACUGAUGUAUUUUCCAACCUCCCAAGUUUAACAACCAUUGACCUUUCCUUCAAUUCUCUUACUGGUAAUCUACCACAAAGUUUCACUUCUUUGUCAAGCCUGAAAACUCUGUAUUUGCAGAACAAUCAACUUACUGGCUCAAUUAAUGUGCUUGCGAAUCUUCCCCUUGAUGAUUUGAAUGUUGCAAGUAAUCGCUUCACUGGUUGGAUUCCUAAUGAGCUAAAGAAGAUAAAUAGUCUACAAACCGAUGGCAACUCUUGGAGCACAGGCCCAGCACCUCCACCACCACCAUUUACGGCUCCUCCACGUUCGCGCAACCAUCAGAAAAGCCCAGGCCAGCACUCCAAUGGAAGUAAUGAUUCAAGUUCUGGCGGAAGCUCUGGCAUAGGUGCUGGAGCCAUAGCAGGCAUUGCCGUAUCUAUUCUUGUUGUUGGAGCAAUUGUUGCAUUCUUUUUGAUAAAGAGAAAACAACGAAAAGGUGCAAUGCCAGAACACUUCGAACAGCGCCAGCCAUUCAAUUCAUUCCCUUCAAAUGAAGUUAAAGGUAUGAAGCCUAUUCAAGAGGCUACCACUGUAGAGGUGGAGUCUUUGCCUUCUGCCGCGGUUAACCUGAAACCACCUCCCAAGAUUGGGCGAAACCAGUCAUUUGAUGAUGAUGAUGAUUUUGCAAACAAGCCUGUUGUGAAGAAAAGCAAUGCAGCACCAGUCAUGGCAACUGUUUAUUCAGUUGCGGAUCUACAGAUGGCAACAGAUAGCUUCAACAUGGACAACCUUGUUGGAGAGGGUACUUUUGGACGUGUGUACAGGGCACAAUUCAGUGAUGGAAAGGUUCUAGCUGUGAAGAAACUAAACAGUACUGUGCUGCCUAGUCAAUCAUUAGAUGAUUUCUACGAGCUGGUGUCAAACAUUUCAAUGUUGCACCAUCCCAAUCUCAGUGAGCUUGCAGGCUACUGCAUGGAGCAUGGACAACACUUGCUGGUUUAUGAUUUCCAUAGGAAUGGUUCACUGCAUGAUAUGCUUCAUCUCUCAGAUGAAUACAACAAGCCACUCAGUUGGAAUUCCCGUGUUAAGAUUGCAUUAGGCUCUGCACGUGCACUAGAGUAUCUUCAUGAAAUUUGUUCUCCAUCUAUAAUUCACAAGAACUUCAAAUCAUCCAAUAUUUUACUGGACACGGAGCUCAAUCCUCAUAUUUCAGAUGCUGGACUUGCAAGCUUUGUUCCAGAUGCUAAAUUCCAGGCUUCGGACCAGGGUUCUGGAUAUAGUGCCCCUGAGGUGGACAUGACCGGCCAGUAUACCCUGAAAAGUGAUGUCUACAGCUUUGGAGUUGUCAUGCUGGAGCUCUUGACGGGUCACAAACCAUUUGACAGCUCUAGACCCCGGUCAGAGCAGUUACUUGUCCGGUGGGUGACUCCCCAGCUACAUGACAUUGAUGCAUUGGACCGGAUGGUUGAUCCAGCACUCAAGGGUCUAUACCCUGCCAAAUCCCUCUCCCGUUUCGCCGAUGUUGUCGCCCUGUGUGUCCAGCCUGAGCCUGAGUUCAGACCUCCGAUGUCUGAGGUGGUGCAAGCGCUGGUCAGGCUCGUUCAGAGGGCCAAAAUGACCAGGAGGAUGCUUGACGGCGAAGAGGCUUCUCGGCGACCAGAUGAACAGGACCCGGAAUUCAUUUAACAAGUGAAACAAUAGAUCUUAUGUUGAACCAGGACCCUAUCUUACUGUUGUGACUGUAUUAGUCUUGUUCCCUUAACACCUAAUGCAGAGGAACAAAAGAGGGGAAAAAACAAAGAAAUCAAGUUUUAUCGGUACAUAAUCACAAGCUAUGUUCCGUAUAAUGAAAUAUACAGGUUGGUGUUGUACGAC
This is a messenger RNA of Phragmites australis (common reed), 2631 nucleotides long. Its product is annotated as protein STRUBBELIG-RECEPTOR FAMILY 6-like. Lineage: Eukaryota; Viridiplantae; Streptophyta; Magnoliopsida; Poales; Poaceae. Bases 286 to 2442 code for a protein of 718 amino acids. Gene Ontology annotation, molecular function: ATP binding; protein binding; protein kinase activity. The record is from RefSeq and is a predicted model, not a curated record. The transcript has 16 exons. Gene Ontology annotation, biological process: protein phosphorylation.